UUUACCCACUUUAUAUGUAUACACUGUAUUGUAGUCAUGGAUCAUUCUAUAUAACUACUGCUGAACACACCUUUUAUAUUCAUAUAUUGUCCAUACUGUUUAGACAAACCAUUCACAUGUGUUAUUUCAUAGUUCUGAUGUCUUCACUAUUAUUCUGCAAUGUAGAAAAUAGUCAAAAUAAAGAAAAACCCUUGAAUGAGUAAGUGUUCUAAAACCUUUGACCGGUAGUGUAUGUAUUUAUAUUCAGGUCUCUGGUCAGGAAGCUAAUUUCAUGCAAUUCUAUCCAUUAUGCCAUGGGGUUUUAAACUGUGUACUUAAAUACUGUAUUCUCAACAUAGCUCAUUGUAAUAUAUCUACUGAUAUACAUAUCAUUCUUAGUAUAUAUUGUGUAAAUGCAUCUGGUGUAAAUAUGUACAGAUUACACUUGGAAUGCUGUUAAUUAGAUUCGAUCUGACAUUUCUUGAUUUCGUGUAGGAUUUAUUUAUUUAUUAUUAUUUGGUGUUUGACAUUUUACUGCAGUGUUAGUAGCUAGUAACAUAAGCACUUCGCUCUGCUCAACUGUGUAUGCGACCAAUAACCUUUGAUUUGUGUGUGACAUGUCUUUGACAUCGACUGUCUGCUAUUAUCAACGUAACCACUAGAGGGCAUUCAUGCCCGCAUAGGCUUGUGAUAAUAUGCCGUGGUGAAAGUCCUAAAGAUAGCAAGGUUGCACAGCCUGUACAUCCUUCUUUCUUCCAAACCCUCUUGCAAACUUUCAGUUUCUGAUUUUGAGCCAAAAUUGUCAAAGCAUUUUGUCUGUAAAGCUUCAGGGUAAGUGUGUGUGAGUAUUGUCCUCUUACGGUCUCUCACUGAGGAGAAUCUGUUACAUUAUUUAUUUUAUUUUAUUAACCUUUAUUUAAGUAGGCAACAUUAGCCAGGCUUUUAAUCGAUUUGCCUGUUCUGCUCUGCUCCUGGUCAAGCCCAUGGGACUGACUACUGUACACGGACUCGGUUCUGGAUUACUUCUCUUGUCGUACUGAUCCGAUGAUCUGACCAUUUGCUGUAGAAUGGGACCCUCAAACCACAAGACUUCACUGAAGAGACUGAGUUAGCUGUCCAGUCUUUGGAUGGACCCUCAUCUUAUUGGCUACCCCUUAUUGGCUACCCGAAUGGGUGUGGUCGUAGUGGAGCAAACUGAUGAGAGCGACCAAUGGUAUGAAGACUUCCAGUGCUGGCUCUCAUCAGGUGAGAGGGGCCCCCAGGCCAGCCCCGUCGCCCCCCACCGCAACCCUGUGACCCCCCAGCCCGGCCCUGUGUCAUCAGAAGGGGACGAACCUGGACACGGGAGGAAGGUGUCUUUCUUUGAUGAUGUCACUGUCUAUGUGUUUGAUCAGGAGAGUCCCACCAGGGAGCUACAAAGUCACUGGCCAGAGACCAACAGCAAAGAGACCAAGGGUCAAUCUCCAAUACCAAUUUACAGACACACACCUGAGACCAAUGAUCAAUCCCCAAUCCCGCCCUGCAGCUGUGUCAACCAUCUACCUCACAUGGCAACCUCAGGGGUCUGCUUAGAGGACAAUGGUCUUGGUUUAGAAUGGGAGGAUGACUUCUCCUUCUUGGACAGCUCCCACAAAACCAAGAUGGCCGAUCACCAUCUUAUAAUAUCAGAAUCCAGUAUAUCUUCCGCAUCCCCCCACCAGACCUCCACAUCCUCACACCAGAGGUGGAGUUGUCCAUCCACCCAUGCCUGCUCACAGUUGAGACCUUCUAGUCUGGUCCUCACCCACGUCACUGAUGCUGACCUGGAGCAAUGAGCCCAGUAUCCACCACUGGGGAUGAGGUCUAACAGCGUGUUUGCUGAAGGAGACAAUGUGAUGGAAGACAAAUCUCCAAAUAAACAGAAGAACAGAAGAGCUCAACAGUGGGCCUUGCGUUUCACCACUAGUAAACACUACACAUACUCCCUUUACAUUCUAUGGCCCGACUAAGGUCAACUGCAGGGUGAUAAACCAUCCCUUUUCAGGCUACUGUACCACCAAGAGUCGUUGUUUACCUUUCAGGGCUGUGCCUGUCUCCCAAUAAGGAUUAGCCUAUGACACAUUAACAAUAACAGAGGGUCUGAUGAUCAGAACAUAGCAAUGGUGACCUGAUAAUCCAACAUUGAAUAAAUGGGUCCCAACAAUGGAAAUCUCUUGAUUCACUCAUAAAGUAUUUGACAGCCUGCAUAUUCAAAAUGUAAGAACAUUUAUCAGGUUUUUCAUCAGCUAACCACUGUACUGAUAAGAGCUUGAUGUUGAAAAUAAAAUAAAAUAUUUCUACAGUUUUCAUUUUA
This is a messenger RNA of Salvelinus sp. IW2-2015, 2311 nucleotides long. NCBI's taxonomy places the organism in Eukaryota, Metazoa, Chordata, Actinopteri, Salmoniformes, Salmonidae. The record is from RefSeq and is a predicted model, not a curated record.